GAAGAAGAAGACGAACAAAACUCCCUAUCAUAGCCCCAUACAUCUAUGAUGCUAGCCAAUAUCGACGUUCAAACUCAUGCUUCUCUUGAACAAAGUCCGACACACACUACGAGGGGCUUGAUUGGACAGAUUCAUGUUUUUGAGCAGGCAUGAUGAUCUGGCGCUGAUCUUGAAAACUAGCAUGACGCAUAAAACUGAAAAUGGUUCAUAUAAUUGUGCAUGGCAGUGAUGUGGACACAGAGAUUGCUCGCUGACCUAUGCAUGGUCACAGUUUUCACAGGUGCACUUGACACGUCAUUUACUAACUGUUGGCCUACACUCCUUUCAUCAUCAUUGCUGCUGACAGAGUCUGCUUUAGCAUCCUCUCUCUGUGGACUACCCAGCCGGCUCCCACCAAGUUCAACUGGCACUGGAAGCAACAGUUCUUCAUACACACUAAGAAGCAUUUUCUGGCAAGUAGCAGAGUAG
Geodia barretti is the source of this 468-nucleotide messenger RNA. The record is from the annotation of a GenBank genome assembly. NCBI's taxonomy places the organism in Eukaryota, Metazoa, Porifera, Demospongiae, Tetractinellida, Geodiidae.